Trichoderma gamsii is the source of this 888-nucleotide messenger RNA. Its product is annotated as general stress protein. The coding region runs from base 1 to 888 and encodes 295 amino acids. Lineage: Eukaryota; Fungi; Ascomycota; Sordariomycetes; Hypocreales; Hypocreaceae. The transcript has 4 exons. Gene Ontology annotation, molecular function: oxidoreductase activity. The record is from RefSeq and is a predicted model, not a curated record.
AUGUCUCGCACUGAAUCGGGCAGCUUUAAGCCGGUGGAAGAAGCUCAAAGCCAAGAUCUUCCAGGGCUGGAAAAGGACAUGAAGCCUUCAAGCGAGACAACUGCUCUUGAAGGAAAACAUGGACACCAAGAGUAUCUCGCAGCAGGAAAGCUUAAAGGCAAUAAAGCACUCAUCACCGGCGGAGACUCCGGCAUAGGCCGCUCCGUCGCCGUCCUCUUCGCCCGCGAAGGCUCCGACGUAUCAAUCGUCUACCUCCCCGAAGAAGAGGAAGACGCUCGCGAGACCAAGAAAAUGGUCGAAAAAGAAGGCAAGCAGUGCCUCCUCAUCCCAGGUAACCUCAUGGACAAUGAAACGUGCCGCAAGGCCGUCGAGCAGCACAUGGAGCGAUUCGGCGCACUGCAUGUGUUGGUCAACAAUGCCUCGAAGCAGAUCAUGUGCGAGGACAUUGCCAAGAUUGACCUGGAUAAUGUGGAGAGCACGUUUAGGAGCAAUAUUCUGCAAAUGUUUGCUAUGACGAAGUAUGCGGUGCCGCAUAUGGAAAAGGGCGGCUCCAUCAUCAACACGACGUCGACUGUUGCGUUCAGAGGCACUGCGGCAAUGGUAGAUUACGCAUCCACCAAGGGAGCCAUUACUUCAUUCACACAAUCGCUGGCAAAACAACUCAUGCCAAAGGGUAUUCGGGUGAACGCCGUGGCGCCUGGCCCGGUGCAUACGCCUCUGCAGCCUGCUUCGCGUCCGGCUGAGCAGAUGGAGGGCUUUGGAGCUAAAUCUGGGAUUGGGAGGCCUGGCCAGCCGAGCGAGAUUGCGCCGUCGUUCAUUUUCCUGGCUUCCAAGGAUGCUGAGCUGUAUUAUGGACAGAUUCUGCAUGCUUAUCCGCUGGGCGACUAG